CGUACGCCGGUGCGCGUGAAAAGCAGCUCUCAGGCAGGCGGGGCCAGCUAGUUCUGCUACAGUACUAGAAGAGCUAGCAGCUCAAGUCACCCCUGGGACUCAACCAUCCCGCGUCCACAGUCGUCGGAUCGUCGCAUCGGGCGAUCCCAAUUCCAAACCUCUGGGACCCCGGUCCCUCCCAAGGCAGCAGCCUGCAACACAGCUUGCCCGCUGCGCCCGGCCUUUAAUUUAAUAAAAGGCGCAAAGCGAACGGGGCAGCCGCUCCUCCGCACCACCGUACCCCGGAGCCGGAACAGGUCGCCGCCCGUGAGUUCCCGCUUCCCUUCGCUUCCGCCGUUCCGCGUCCGAAUUUCGCAGGGCAUUGCUGCGGCGACCCUAAGCAAGCGCGCUCCCAACCCUGCUGCUCCGCCUCCGCGCAGGAACCCGGCGCUGGACCGACGGGGAGAGGCGCUCCAUCCACCCCGGGAGCAACGACGGCGGCGUGAGCAGGCGGGUAUAUGACUGUGAUCAAGGCAGGUGGAGCGGCGGAGCCGCGCGGAGGCGGCGGCGCGUACGACGCGAGGCGGCGGCAGUCGCUGCGGGCGCGGUACGCGUACGGGUUCGUCUUCUUCGCCACCAACCUGCUGGCCUGGUUCGUCAGGGACUACGGGGCCAGGGCGCUCCGCGGCCUGCAUCAUGUGCCGGUCUGCGGAGCAGGGGACUCCAAGUGCUUCCAGUCCGGAGGAGUGCUUCGGGUCAGCUUGGGCUGCUUCAUAUUUUUCUGGGUGAUGUUUGCAACAACAUUUGGAACUCGCAAGCUCCAUGAAGCUCGUAAUUCGUGGCAUUCUGGAUGCUGGAUUCUGAAGUCUCUUGUGUAUGCCAUGUCGAUCGGCAUCCCAUUUAUCAUCCCUAACAUCUUCAUCCAACUUUAUGGUGAAAUCGCUCGACUGGGUGCCGGGAUAUUUCUCCUCCUCCAGCUCAUAAGCAUGCUCCACUUCAUAUCAUGGUGCAAUAAACGGUGGAUGCCAGAUCCUGGAUCAAAUCAAUGUGGGUUGUUUGGGUUAUUCUUGUCAACCAUCUCCUACAUUGCUUCCUUUGCUGGAAUUGGCGUGCUGUAUGUUCUGUAUGUCCCCAACUCCUCUUGUGCAUUCAACAUCUUCACUAUUACAUGGACAGCAAUCUUGGUGACUGUAAUGAUGACAGUAUCACUGCACUCCAAGGUUAACGAGGGUCUUCUCUCUUCUGGGAUCAUGAGUUCCUAUAUUGUCUUCCUUUGUUGGUCUGCACUCCACAGUGAGCCACAAACCGGGAAGUGCCACUCUCAUAUGAAAAUUUCCAGGGAUGGUGAUUCAGCUACUAUCGUUAGCUUCAUUAUCGCAAUUUGUUCCAUUGUAAUGGCCACGUUUUCUACUGGAAUCGACACCAAAUCCUUCCAAUUUCGGAAUGAUGAAGUACAAUUGGAAGAGGACACCCCCUACAGCUAUGAGAUUUUCCACAUUGUGUUUGCAAUGGGAGCUAUGUAUUUUGCAAUGCUGUUCAUUAGCUGGGAGCUUAAUCAUCCAACACGAAAGUGGAGCAUAGAUGUUGGGUGGGCUAGUACAUGGGUGAAGAUCAUCAACGAGUGGUUCGCGGCUAGCAUAUACAUCUGGAGGUUGAUCUCCCCAGCCGUAUUGAGGAACCAACUUGUCAAUGAAGAGUUCAUGCCACAUAGACCUACAAUAUAGUCUUGAUGACAGAGAACACGAUUUCUGUAACCCACUGAUUCUUUCCUGCUGAUAUAUCCUGCUACAAGGUCGUUAUAUGCUUUAUUCUUUACACUUGUAUACAUCGAAACCACACGAAAAAAAAUGGAAAUUCAUGUCUGAACGUCAA
Sorghum bicolor (sorghum) is the source of this 1851-nucleotide messenger RNA. Its product is annotated as probable serine incorporator. The record is from RefSeq and is a predicted model, not a curated record. The transcript is spliced from 12 exons. Bases 498 to 1703 code for a protein of 401 amino acids. NCBI's taxonomy places the organism in Eukaryota, Viridiplantae, Streptophyta, Magnoliopsida, Poales, Poaceae. Gene Ontology annotation, cellular component: membrane.